UGCAGGCCGUGACAAGUGUGGACUCGUCAUUUUUUGCAGCGGAGGCCACCUUCUUCCCCCAACGCGCCGUGAGAGGCUCAAUAUCCUCCAUCCAUCUCCACAGGAGCCUGGAUGGUCCGACACUUUAUUUCUAAUUUGCACACAUAGUUUUUAUCCGUCAUGUAACCCGGGUUCCUGCUCAUUUUGGCCCGGUUUACGUGCGUUUUUUUCCCCCAUGGAGGACUAGUCCGGUCGGAGAUCCACCGCCCUGCAGGCUGCCGGGGAGAGACAGACCUCCACACCGACGGGAAUACACCCAAGUCGGGGAAGAAAACGGUGAAAAUGGUCAGUGUUUCGGGCUCAGGAGGCUCCAUUUGCCAUCAUGUGAACGCGGACGAGGCGCGUCAACCUGUCGGGGAUGAUGGUGAAACCAUGCGGCUGUGUGGCGCUCCCUAGCCUCCCCCAUCCCUCGCCUCCCACCUGAUCACCUCUCCUCCUUCACCUCCUCUGCCCCUCCCCCCCUCUCCUCCCGUCCACCAUGACAACCCCUCUGGAGAUGCUGCUGGCCCAGCCUGACCAGGAGCAGAGCCCCGGGCGGCUGGAUGGCUGCCAGGACAUCGGUGGCCGCUACAAGGUGGUUCCCUGUGUCGUCUGCUCCAUGUGCUGUCUCUUCGGCAUCAUUUACUGCUUCUUUGGCUAUCGCUGCUUCAAAGCGGUGAUGUUCCUGACGGGCCUGAUGUUUGGCUCCGUCGUCAUCUUCAUGCUAUGCUACAAGGAGCGCGUUCUGGACACCCAGCUGAGCGUGGAGGCCUCGGUGGGCAUCGGCCUCGGCAUCGGCACGCUCUGCGGCCUGGUCACCAUGCUGGUUCGCAGCGUGGGCCUCUUCAUGGUGGGCCUGCUGCUGGGCCUGCUGGUUGCCGUGGCCACCCUGGUGGGCAUGGAGGAGCUUUCCGACAGCCCGCCGCGCUCUGUCUGGGUGCCGCUGGGCGUGCUGCUUGGCCUGGGCAUGCUGUUCGCCGUGCUCACCCUGCAGUGGCAGCGCCUCUUUACAACGAUGUCCACGGCGGUGUUUGGGGCCGCGGUCAUCACCGUGGCGUUGGACUACUUCGUGGAGCUCUUCGCCCUCGUGCUCUACAUGUACGAGCGAAUGAAAGCAGCGCCUGGAAAGCCCGUGUGCUGGCUGACGUGGGUGGUGCUGGGCGUGUGGCCUGCCCUCACCCUGCUGGGUGUCAUGGUGCAGUGGAAGGUGACCGCUGAGGGAUACUCCCACACCAAGGUUAUCAUCAGCCGGCAGCAGAGGAGGAUGCAGGUGAUGCGGAUUCGUCAGCGGGAUGAUCGCUAUCGCAACAAGAAGAAGAAGAAGCAGCAGCACGGCUCCUCUCACCACCAACACCAGGCCAAGCAGCUUCACACUGAGCCCGCCUACCGCCGCAAGCCCAACCCGAUCCGCCGCUACGACACGGACGUCCUCUCGCCGAGCUACAUCCAGAGUUUCAGAGAAAGGCAGGUGCAAGCGCAACCCAUCCCGACCCGGCUGGGCCGACCUCACACCGUGGUGGAUGUGGGCUACGACUGCGGCUCCACGACGCCCCUCACUGGAGCUGCUGGACCUUCACUACAUGUCUGACCACUGAGCCACCUCCCAGAGGCCUAAACACACCACGUGACUCUGCAAUCACUACCCCACCUGGGUGUCAUCACACCUGUGCUAGAACAAACCACCGCCGGGUUUUAAUGCAAAGAUUCUGGGUUUAAACAUAAUCUGGGUUUAGCCACAUGCCUAUGAGGAAGAAAAUAUAUUUAGGGCUGGAUUUACCCAAAAUGCAAAAACAUGUUUAACCCUUUUACUAAUUAAAUGUUGAAUUACAAAGCAGCUCUCCUUGGAGCCGUCAGUGUGGUGCAGAGGGUUGGUUGACCUCUUUUCACUGUCUUUCAAUAGAUUCCAAUGCACAAUUGCAUGCAUGCACUUACACAAACACACACUGCAGCUACAAUCUUAAGGGUUGACGCGGAAACCCGAAGCAGCCUGCUGUACCCGGCCCCCGCCUUUUUGUCACCAUCUCAAGUCAAACCAGAUCAGGGAUCACAGUUUCAGUGCAAACCCGCCUCAGGUUCAAACACAGGCAUCGUACGAAUAAUCAUAAUACAACUCCGUCCUCGGUCAGCGUGCUGCUUCUACCGCUGGCGCUGAUUUUCAACUGAUGGUGCAGAAGCUACUAGUUCCUCAGCCUGUAGAUGUCUUUAGAGUCCAACAAAGAUCAUCUAUAAAAAGGGAAGUAAGGGCCCUUCAAUGCAAACCGGGAUCUUCUAUUCGCUCUCUGUGCCAUCUGGACUGCAAAAAUCCUCCUUGAUAUGAGGAGAGACGUCUUUAAUGUUUAAAGGAGGGAAACCCCUCGUCACCCUUGGUGCUGGACGAUACACUUCUUCAAGCGUCAAACUGCUCUCUGAUGGCCGGGGAAUCUGUUAAGAUGGGUGCCUUGCCCCUCUGUGGACUGAACAUUCAGCAGCAGGAGGGGGGUUACUGGCAGAUCUCCCACUAAUGGCUUGUUUUUGCAUUCAAUGUGAUCAUAGAAGGAUUUUCAGGGGGGUAGCCAUGGAGCUACAACAAGCAGGGUAAAACAUACUGUUGGAGUCCAGUUGGCUUGUUGUCUUCACAGAUGCCUGGAUAUACGAGGAGGACUUUUACACUGGCGCCUCAUCUGACAUUUCACACAACACCUUUUUUUGAGGAUUUUGGAGGGAAAACCACAAUCCACGAUUAUUUGACAAUCUGAGUUUUAUCCCUGCAGUGCAAACGAGAGUUACGUAUGUAACUACGGUUCUAUGAAUUCUGGAUGACUGUCAGUAAGAAUGAAAUAGAACUGUUCACGUAGGUUAUGUAUGCUGCUAAGCAGAGACGUAACAUCAAUUCCAUUAAAAAAAGCUGAAAGAUGUUAUUCACUGAUUAACCCUCUAUGGUACGCACUAUGAUGCAAAAGUUUGGAGUGGAGUGGGGGAAAAAAAGUUUGGAGUGUUUUUUUGUCUUAAAAUAGACUAAAUAGACAUAAUCUGAAGAAAUUUUAUAAUUCUUUUUAUUUAUUUUUUUGGAAGUUUUGACAAUGUUGCCCAUAGGCACCAUAACGGUGCACAAGUGAAAAGUUUUUAAAAAUAAUUUUAACAUCAUUUAUUUAAUAAACGUGUAAAAAAUUCAGUUGCUUCAACAGGGUACAAUACACAGCAUUUUAAAUUUAAAAACAUUAUAAAAGGAACUUUUUUAACCGGUUUCUUGUCUGAAUGUUGCUUGUAGGCAACAUUGUACUAUUGAACCAACAACCAUUGAAAUGAAUGUCUUGAACAGUCUAAGUGUAUGAAAAUAUCAGAAAUGAAGGUUUACUCACCUAUCAGUAGGAAUAUAUAUUUUUUCCAGAUGGAAAAGGGCCAGAAAAUUAUGUUUUGAGUGAUUUUUUGUGGCGCAAAAUGGCAAAACUGUUUCCUUUGGAAAAGUCUGCAAAAUAGGGUUUCAAUAUGGCCUCCUGGAGGUCAUGUGACAAAUUAAAGCGUUGCUAGUGGUUCCCUAUGAUCUUUCCUCUUUUUUAAAGUAUCACAUCACUCAAAAACAUGCAUUGUAGAAAUUUGACAGGCCAAAAAUGGGCAUGUUGCCUGAGGGCAACAUUGUACCAUGGAGGGUUAAAAGUCUUUCCUGUUUUGUGCUGCAAAGAAAUCAAGAAAAAACAAAUCAGAGCAGUUUAAAAGCCAGCUAAAGCUAAAAAUCUUCUAUUAUUUACCAGGAUAAUUAUUUAUUUAAAUGAAAAGGCUGAGAUGCCAGUGUAAAUAAGGUUCAGAGACUCCAGAUAAACAAAAAGUGGACUAGUGGCCAUACCAACUUGUACUUAGACCAACAACUCCUUCCAUCAUGUGCAUUGAUUUUCUUUAUUCGGGAUAACAUAACAUUUCUGUCACCAGUGAAAAUGUGAAUACUUUGUUAUCGUCUUUACCUUUUUUUAAGGAGAAGCAAGCAAAUGUGUGUGUGGGGGUGGUGGUGUACGGUACGUUUUUAUUCCUCCGUGGGAAACGGAGAUGCAUGAUCUCACCCCUCCGCCCCGAUCCGCCCUGCGGGACUCCGUUCUGGCUCCCACCGAACACCCUCCACCCCUUCAUGUGCAUCAAUGUGAAAUUUGUACAUAAAACACAGCACAGCACUUACUAACUUCUUUUGUUAUGUUUACCAUUUUGUCAUUUCAUUUAAACAGUUUUUUUUCUUUUCUUAGGGAUCUAAUUUAAUUUUUUUUUCCACUGUGGGAUGUAUUUAUUUACUGAUUUAUUUAUUUCUCGAGGCGUUCUGUAAAGGAGAGUGCAAUGUCAUCACUGUAGGCCAGUAACUCCAUGCUUUUUAAAAAAAAAAUUGAAUUAUGACUAUGAUUAUUAAAGCAUGUGUUCCUACGGGCCUGUAUACCAUCGA
This is a messenger RNA of Centropristis striata (black sea bass), 4417 nucleotides long. It is a transcript of the gene tmem198ab, whose product is annotated as transmembrane protein 198b. Gene Ontology annotation, cellular component: plasma membrane; cytoplasmic vesicle. The coding region runs from base 518 to 1606 and encodes 362 amino acids. The transcript is spliced from 5 exons. The record is from RefSeq and is a predicted model, not a curated record. Gene Ontology annotation, biological process: positive regulation of canonical Wnt signaling pathway. Lineage: Eukaryota; Metazoa; Chordata; Actinopteri; Perciformes; Serranidae.